UCGUUUCGUUUGCUUCGGGUAUUAAUGGUGCUUCAACAACCAUCAGAGAACUUCACGGUCCAAGUUCAACAGAAAAAUACCUGUGCUUGACCUGUACUCUGAGAAACAUAUCGCCACGACAUGUGUACCAUUGAAAGGUUAUUCGGCUUUUCACUGGUGCUGCUGUCUGGCAGCGCAGCGGUGGCAAUCGCCGCCGAACAAUCCGUGUCGAACUUCGAGACGGUUCACACGAGCAACGCGGCCAUUCUGAAUCGGCUCGGUCUGGCGCCGCUUCAGGUUCCCGAUGGGCAUCAUAAAAAACGUUUGGCUGGUCCGGAGCCACCCGGAUUGAGCUCUCAGACGAGGAUUCAUCAGCCUUACAGCCGCCGGCACGGGCAUCGGGACAGUCACGUUUACAUAGUGAAACUUCCGGCUAGCCCGCCUUACUACACGAUCACGAAACCGCACAAAUCCGGCAAGGACGAGAAGAUAACGAAAAUCGGGCCAAAUUUCCCGGUCGGAUUUCAAGGAAACGGAAAACCGGCCAAGAUUUAUCACUGGAAUCUGCCCGUUGUGAAGAAGAUCAGCGAGAAGAAGAGACUGCACGCUCAACUGAAGAUAGAACAAGCCAAGAAGAAAUUAGAGGAGUCGAAGAAGUAUCAGAACUCGUCGCGCAAGAAUUUCGUCGAGACUGUUCAAGAGGGAGUAUCGAAAGCGAACGAAGAAGCACAGGGAAACGAAAAGUACACUUACCUUUCCAAUGGUAAUAAAAUUCUUCUUCGUCAGAAGGUUAAUCCGUCGAAACACGUUAGGAACAACGACAAGAGGCUUAGCUAUCCGGAACACGAAGAGAAGAAAGGUGAAUCAUCGAAGAAGAGCAACGGCAAUCUAAGCAACAAAACUUACAGGCUUGACGAUUCAGGCGUCCACAGGAUUCACUUGACGAAUGAACUUCACGGCUCGAGGAACACCGCUAAGGUGAAGAAACACCGGAAGAAGGCAGCCAUGUCGUACUACGCUCCUAUAGCUGGCAAAUCCGGCUCCACCAGCAUCCACAAGAACUUUCCCGGAAACGGGAAACCUAAAGCGUUCUAUGUAAUGGAGAAAAGUCGCAAACCCGUCUAUUAUCAUCCCUUGUUACCUUAAUCCGUGACACGGUUGGAGAUAUCCUGUGUAAUCGCGUUAUGUGUUCACGGCCCGUGUGCUUGUUAGCCCAACUGGUCGAAGCGCGAUCGCGGUUCAAACAAGAACAGGGGCCGUCGUUUCCGUGAGACGAUGAUCAAAUUUUUGACAAUGAAAAUAUAACGAGGAGACGAAGGUGAACGGAGUGAACGCGAUACGAAGAGAAAGAGACUCGGGGGAGUGUACGAUCCUUAUUAGCCGUUCUUACUCGUGGCCACCGUGUAUCCUGCAAGCCGUUCCACUUCCGUUACAGUUGUUAGGGAGAUGUUAGACUAGCUUGUCGAAACUUUCAUCGGAAAGGUGAACACUUAAAUUAGGAUAGUUUCUUAAGGACACUUUGCCCGCCUCUCGACUGAGUUGGAUGUAUUCUGACGACUUUUGAUAAGGAUCAGGAGACGAUCCUUGGUGUUUUUUCUUUUUCUUCCUUCUUUUUUCUUUUUAAUUUUUUCGCUCCUCGCGAACGAUUCAUCGCGGAUCGCCUCCUGACCGCUACCGUUUAACUUGUAUAAUAUAUUUUUCUAAGUUUAACAAAUACUUUUUCUACGUCGACGUGCCGUUUCACGCUGUUGCGUGCGAUUGCGCCCGCGAGGACAAACGACACACGGGGGACGUUAAUGGGCCCCGGCGUUCUCUCGAGCAAUCGGUCACGAGCGAACUUUAUACGAAAGACUGGACAAUAUAUGACUUCUCGACGGGAUGUACAUGCCUUUUCUACAUACAGCCGCGCAAGCAUUUUUUACUGGUUUUUUACAACUGCAUUGCAGAGCGUGAAAGCAGCAGACAUUUUUUAUAUUCUUAUAUAUAUAUAUAUAUAUAUAUUAUACAUUAUAGGAGGAAGCUCAAUUGUAUUAUCGAACCAUGG
This is a messenger RNA of Osmia bicornis bicornis, 2023 nucleotides long. RefSeq lists its product as uncharacterized. The record is from RefSeq and is a predicted model, not a curated record. Lineage: Eukaryota; Metazoa; Arthropoda; Insecta; Hymenoptera; Megachilidae. Bases 121 to 1125 code for a protein of 334 amino acids. The transcript is spliced from 2 exons.